GCGCAGGCGUAGUAGGUGACGCCACGGGCCAUCUCCCUGCGCGGGCGCCGCGAUGACGUCAUCACCCGCUGCGCCGGGCAAAGAUGGCGCUGGCCUGGCGGAGAUGCCCGGCGCUGUGGCGGCGGCAAGCGAGCCCUGCCGGAUACGCGACUCUUGGAGGAGGCUCCGCGCAGCCGCAGAGGAGGGGCGGCCCGAAAGAGAGCCCGGCUGAACGCAGAGCCCAGAAGGAGCUGAUCUACGGCAACAGUCAAAGGUCUGAGAAGAUGGACCCUGACCAGGACUGGACAAGCGUCUAUCCAACCGCAGCAUCUUUUAAACCGUCUGCUGUGCCCCUUCCAAUUCGGAUGGGCUACCCAGUCAGAGGAGGGGUGGCCCCUGCAAAGGAAGGCAACUUGGAGCUUUUGAAGAUUCCCAAUUUCUUGCAUCUGACGCCAGUUGCCAUCAAGAAACACUGUGCAGCUUUGAAAGACUUCUGCACAGAGUGGCCCUCUGCCCUGGAUAGUGACGAGAAAUGUUUGCAGCACUUCCCAAUUGAAAUCAGCACCACUGACUAUGUGUCAGCAGGGCCCUCCCUUCGCAAUCCUAAAGCAAGAGUGGUGACUUUAAAAGUUAAACUCUCAAGUCUCAACUUGGAUGACCACGCAAGGAAGAAGUUCAUCAAACUUGUAGGGGAGCGAUACUGUCGGGAUACGGAUUCCGUUACUAUCACCACGGACAGAUGUCCCUUUAGGAAGCAAAACUAUGAUUAUGCCAUGUACCUUCUAACUGUCUUGUUCCAUGAAUCGUGGAAAAUAGAACCAUGGGAAAAAGAAAUUACAGAAGCGGACAUGCUGGAGUAUGUCUGGGAGAACAGCGCUUCUGAAAAAAACGCUUUGAGGACAUUGCUUCAGAUAAGAGCAGCUGAAAAAAGUGAAGAAAUUAGCAGAGAGGAACUCCUUGCCUCUGAGGUGAUGCAGGAUUACAAAAAGUCCAUGGUUCUCUUGAAAAAUGAAGGCGAAACAGAGAAGAAUCUUUUGGAAUAUAAAAACUCGGUUAAGAGACUGUUAAAUAUCCAGGGCUUGUAAAUGUAAGCAGUUAUUUUGUGGGAUGCUGUAUGUAUAUAUAUAUAUAUAUAUACUGGUGGACAUAGUCCUAAUAAAAUUUUUAAUACUAUCCGGUUGCAAAUGAAAA
Molecule: messenger RNA, 1170 nt
Organism: Crotalus tigris (Tiger rattlesnake)
Lineage: Eukaryota; Metazoa; Chordata; Lepidosauria; Squamata; Viperidae
Gene: MRPS35
Product: mitochondrial ribosomal protein S35
Exons: 8
Coding region: 84-1064 (326 amino acids)
Biological process (GO): mitochondrial translation
Cellular component (GO): mitochondrial small ribosomal subunit
Molecular function (GO): structural constituent of ribosome
Source: RefSeq, a predicted model, not a curated record